This is a messenger RNA of Candoia aspera, 1686 nucleotides long. RefSeq names its product tubulointerstitial nephritis antigen (gene TINAG). The coding region runs from base 151 to 1548 and encodes 465 amino acids. Gene Ontology annotation, cellular component: lysosome. Gene Ontology annotation, biological process: proteolysis. Gene Ontology annotation, molecular function: cysteine-type peptidase activity. The transcript is spliced from 11 exons. NCBI's taxonomy places the organism in Eukaryota, Metazoa, Chordata, Lepidosauria, Squamata, Candoiidae. The record is from RefSeq and is a predicted model, not a curated record.
UGGUUCAGACAGCUGGCUGAAUCUGUGUGGCUUCUCUGUGAGGAGUUUUGACAUCAACGUACACAUAGAUAAACCCUUCAGACAGUCCUGCUCUGAGUUCAUAAAAUCCGAUGCAGCUAUCCUGACGGCAAUCUGCUGCUAUACUCAGGAAUGUGGGCCAGGAUCCAGAUUUUAGCUUUUUGUUGCUUUGCAGUCAUGAUUUGCAUGGAAGGACUAUUUACCUCCAGAAAUAAUUCCCCGCACAAGGACUGUUCUCUGAAUUGUUCUGGAAGAAAGAGAAUCAGAAGAAUUAUUUCCAGAAGAAGCUACUGCAGGCUGAGAGGUUGCUGCCCAGGCAGAGAUGAUAGCUGCAUCUUUCAAUACUAUACUAGGAAUGCCACAUGUUACUGUGAUGAGUUCUGUGCUUCGGAUCCUCUUGGUUCUGUUGACUGCUGCCCUGAUUUCUGGAUUGCCUGCCACAAGCCUCUUCCAGAGCAUAUGAGACCUCAGUUACAGCAAUGGGGUUGCUUCAAAGAUGGUCAGCACUAUGAAGAAGGAGCAAAUUUUAAAGAUAACUGCAAUCCUUGCAAGUGCGUAAACAAUCAUUGGAGGUGCACAGAUGAAAUAUGUCUCAUUCAGCCCAAUUUAAUUGAGCAAAUCAACGGUGGGACCAAUGGAUGGAAAGCUGAUAACUACAGUCAGUUUUGGGGAAUGAGCUUGAAAGAAGGUUUCAAUUAUCGUCUUGGCACAUUUCAUCCAUCUGCUGCCCUGCUGGACAUGAGACCAGUCAUAGAAAACACAGGAGAUGCUGCAGACUUCCCUGAAUUCUUUGUGGCUUCCUAUGAAUGGCCAGGCUGGAUUCAUGAUCCAUUGGACCAAAGAAACUGUGGAGCAUCCUGGGCUUUUUCAGCUGCAAGUGUUGCUGCAGAUAGAAUAGCAAUUCAUUCCCAUGGCUGUUUCACAGGCAACCUUUCACCUCAGAAUUUGAUGUCUUGUGCCAUCAAGAAUCAGCAUGGAUGCAAAGGAGGAAGCAUAGGCUACGCUUGGUUUUAUAUUAAAAAAUAUGGGCUGGUAUCCCAUGCCUGCUACCCUUUAUUCUUGAGUCAGCUUCACCCAGUGACUUGUGCCAUGUCAAGUGUAUUUGAUGCUGAGGGGAAAAGGCGAGCCACAAAGCCAUGUCCAAAUCAGUUUGAAACGUCGAACCAGAUUUAUCAAUGUGGCUCUCCCUACAGAAUCUCUUCAAAGGAGGCUGAUAUAAUGAGAGAAAUAAAAGAAAACGGUCCGGUGCAAGCGAUCAUGAAAGUAUAUGAUGAUUUCUUCCUUUAUAAGAGCGGGGUUUAUAGGCAUACCAGUGGAGAACCACAGCAUGAGCACCAGGAGAGAUUCCAUUCUGUCAAAUUAGUUGGGUGGGGUAUGCUAGAAGAUGCAGAAGGACAAUGGCAAAAAUAUUGGAUUGCUGCAAACUCCUGGGGAAUUUCCUGGGGAGAAAACGGUUAUUUCAGGAUUUUACGGGGACAAAAUGAAUGCAAUAUUGAAAAGCUUAUUAUAGCUGCCAAAUGUCACCUUUAAGAGAUUUUCAUUAUGACAAUUAUUUUGUUCUACAUAUCUUUUGUAUAAAUGGAAUAUAUAAUCUCUAACAUCAAUGUGCAUAUUUAUAUUUGUUAUUUUCUCUUCACUAAAUAUGCUGCAUUUCUGUGUAAGUCAUAA